Messenger RNA from Amphimedon queenslandica, 1198 nucleotides. Its product is annotated as polyadenylate-binding protein 1-like. Lineage: Eukaryota; Metazoa; Porifera; Demospongiae; Haplosclerida; Niphatidae. The annotation marks the transcript as partial. The transcript has 7 exons. The record is from RefSeq and is a predicted model, not a curated record. Gene Ontology annotation, molecular function: zinc ion binding; RNA binding.
AUCAGUAAUGGCAGUUAAUAUGAAUCCCCCGCCUAGUUUCCCACCACUUCAGUCUCUUUAUGUUGGUGACCUUCUCCCUGAUGUCAAUGAAGCUGAUCUAUUUGACCAUUUUAGUAAAGCUGGUCCUGUACUCUCUAUUUGUGUUUGUCGGGACCUCAUCACAAAGCGAUCGUUAGGAUAUGCUUAUAUUUACUUCCAGCAGCCAGCAGAUGCUGAGAGAGCAUUCGAUACUAUGAACUAUGAGCCAAUCAAGGGACAACCUUGCUAUAUCAUGUGGUCCCAGCGUGAUCCCUCUCUUCGUCGCUCCAGAGCCGGACACAUUUUCAUUAAGAAUUUGGAGAGGUCUAUUGACCACAAAGCUCUGUAUGACACAUUUAGUGCUUUUGGGAACAUUUUAUCAUGCAAGGUGGCAACUGAUCUUAACGGGCAGUCCAAAGGCAUUGGUUUUGUUCAUUUUGAUGAGCAGGAGGCAGCUGACCUUGCCAUUGAGAAAGUCAAUGGACAGUUGCUGAAUAAUAGGAAAGUUCAUGUUGGCAAGUUUAUACCAAGGAAGGACAGGUCUCAUACUGGCUUCAACCAGCACUACACUAAUGUUGUCUUUGUUAAGAAUUUUGGAGAGGAUUUUACUGAUGAAAUGCUGUACAAUUUCUUUGAGAAGUUUGGUAGCAUUGCCGCUGCUGUUGUGAUGAAGGAUAAUGAAGGAGUCUCAAAGGACUUUGGAUUCGUGAGCUUUGAAUCACAUGAGGCAGCUUCAGCUGCUGUACAAGCAGUUCACAGUUCUAUUGUUAAUGGCAGACAGGUUUAUUGUAGUAGAGCUCACUCUAUGCCUUCAUCUCUGAUGGAUGGUACUUGUUGUAAUAAUUGUAGCACAAACAUCAAGUUUAGCUGGCAUUGUACUAAAUGUGAGGAUUAUGAUCUUUGUUCCACCUGUUAUCAUAAGGUUGGUCAUGAGCACCCAAUGGAGAAAGUAUUUCCUGUCUCAAAUGGAGUUGUGGAUAAGUGGCUAAAAGAAGGUAGUGUCGAGUUAACUGUUACUCGUGUUAACAUGCAUGGACCUCCUGGAGCUGGCAAGACCUGUGCACUGCACCUUCUACUAAAUGAAGACUCACCUACCGAGCAUGUCACUGACAGUACACCAAUCGCUCGUCCAACUGUCAGAGCUACAAGAGUAUCCGUUGCCGAUUUGAAAUGGGAGAAA